CUGGAGGCAACCACUAAGAAGGCUUAGUCCAGCAUGCUCAAUAAACGAACUUCAGCAGGUGUCUGCACAUGGAGCAGCGCCCUCACAGCCAAAAGCCAACCUGGUCAGGAGUUCACAAGAACACACACUUCAAGAGGUACCCCAUCUAAUGGCUCACAAAACACAAAUGGAAGAAACAAACACACCGAGCAUGCUCUGCCCACCAGACAACGCGAAACCCACUGGACAUGCUCAACAAACCAAGUUCCAAAGAUGCUACUUUACUCAGUUCUUUGUUUGUGCGUUCUCAUCACUCUUAAUGGAGCUACUGCCUUUUCAUCUUUAACAAAGGAUGAGCUUUACUUAAAAAUUAGUAACCCUCAUAUGCUGCCGGAGAAGAAUGUUGGUUCUCUGAUAAAUGCCCAAAAGUCGGAAAUUUAUGAAGAAUAUCUGGCAAGAGAUUGCAGGGCUGCUUACGUCCAUGGUAGGAGGCGAAGCGGCCUGUAUGUCAUCCGUCCCAAACUGUCUUCCUUAUUCGUGGUCUACUGUGACAUGGAGUACGACGGAGGUGGCUGGACAGUCUUGCACAGAAACAAUGCCAACAAAAAGUCAUCUUGGUCACGAACAUGGCAUGAUUAUAAGCAGGGCUUUGGGAGCCUUUUGGGAAACCACUGGCUUGGCAAUGAAUUCAUGCACCUUUUAACCAGGCAGAAUGCUUUCUCUGUGCGGUUUGUCAUAACUGAGAGUAAUGGGGAAAUCAAGCAUGCUGAUUACAGUAGUUUCAAGGUAGAUACUGAGCAUAAUGGUUAUGCUUUGAGGCUAGGGAACUAUUCGGGGGACGCCACAGAUGCACUGACCACUAUGUAUGAAACAGGAAUCCAUGACAACAUGAAAUUUUCUACCAAAGACCGGGAUAAUGACCGGAGGGUUGAUAUAAACUGUGCACUUAAUAAUGCCGGUGGCUGGUGGUACGAUAACUGUUUCUCAGCCGUCCUAGCCAGUGACAACCGCAUUUACUGGAAGGGAUUGUGCACAGACAUCAAUGCCUGUAAAUUGGCUUCCAUCAUGAUUAGACCAAAUGGGAAAAAUUGCAACAUACCUUCAAGAUAUUAAUGAAUUGAACUGAUUCUUAGCACUUUAGGGGCUUCUUCUUACUUUAGAACAGUUUCAACCGCCAAUACACUGUUUGUAGAGCUCAAAUACUUAGGACAAAAUCCCCCAGGAAUUUAUUUUACACAUACCCCAUCGAAAUGACUGGGAGACAGCUACAUGAGCACACAGUAGUUGUGCUCUAAGCACUUCCCAUUUAUUUCAAUUAGACUUCUUCCGGAAAAUUUCCCAGUGGAGUCUUCUCUUAUUUUCUCACCUGCUUAAGAACAGCUGUUAAAUACUUGGCCCAGAUCCAGAAUUGGUAUUUUCCAAUGUGAAAGACAAGAGAAAUCCGCAUCUUCCUAGGUGUGAAAAAGUCAUGGCUUAUUAAAACAAAG
Molecule: messenger RNA, 1466 nt
Organism: Hemicordylus capensis (graceful crag lizard)
Lineage: Eukaryota; Metazoa; Chordata; Lepidosauria; Squamata; Cordylidae
Product: fibrinogen-like protein 1-like protein
Exons: 4
Coding region: 34-1092 (352 amino acids)
Source: RefSeq, a predicted model, not a curated record